Molecule: messenger RNA, 378 nt
Organism: Metopolophium dirhodum (rose-grain aphid)
Lineage: Eukaryota; Metazoa; Arthropoda; Insecta; Hemiptera; Aphididae
Exons: 3
Coding region: 1-378 (125 amino acids)
Source: RefSeq, a predicted model, not a curated record
AUGUCGUACAGAACUUCUACUGUUGAUUCUGGAUCAGAGAACGACUUUGAAGGAUUCGUAGACAUGAAAAUGAAGCCUUCGGCUUCGAAACAAACUAAGACGGCUUACAAAAGAGGAGCUGAAAAAGCGAUUGAUAAGAAAAAUAACAAAAAAAAUAAACAGGCAAAAACAAGUUCAUCUUACAGAGAAAUCUUAGAAGAGAAAUUGCGGGCGGAAGAUUAUGACGAAGAAAUCUUCAACACAAUUACUUUCAGACAGGGAGAUGGUUUGGCUACCAUUAAAAGUUUAUUUAAUCCGGAAGAUAUUGGGACCGACUACUGGACAAUAACACACUACAAGUGUAAAAACAUUAAAAAUGUUCCUCAAAAGGAGAGGUAA